Aspergillus ibericus CBS 121593 is the source of this 1092-nucleotide messenger RNA. RefSeq lists its product as uncharacterized. NCBI's taxonomy places the organism in Eukaryota, Fungi, Ascomycota, Eurotiomycetes, Eurotiales, Aspergillaceae. Bases 6 to 1031 code for a protein of 341 amino acids. The transcript is spliced from 4 exons. The record is from RefSeq and is a predicted model, not a curated record.
CCACUAUGGGCCCCGUUGAUGGCAAGCGGGCCACCCAGUUCAUCGCGGAUAAGGUUCCUCUGCUUGAACAACCUCCCCCUGAUACUGUAGCUACGGUGCCCUCACUACCUGUGCCCAGAUACAAGCCCAAAGAGACCAUACCAUCCAGCGUGCGUCUGGCCAAAAGGCCUACUGUUUCCUCGCCUGCGGAGCCAAGUCGUAAGAUCAUCCGAGGCCAACCACGAGGCUUGGCUCUUCCGGAGGCCACUAGGUUGUCGGGGAACAAUGUGGGUUCCGAUCUAGUUAUACGGGACGAGCCUCCAUGGGACACUUUCAAGAAAUUUUAUGAAUGUGACUUGGCAGGCACUGUUGCUGUAUGUGUCCGAUGCUCUGGUCGCCGUGCAGUCUGGGCGAUUCGCCAGUAUUCCCGCAAAGACACUGACAGAAUCCUCAAAACCCUCCGGUCCACGCGGCAUGGAAAUGUGGACUCUGUUUGGCAGUGCUUCCGCACCCCUGAUUCCCUGUAUACCGUCAGCAAGUUCCAUCCACUCACGCUAGAUCAUGUCGUCGCCUGCAAAGCCUUUCCAAACCAGCAGCAGCUGGCUGCCAUUCUAUCUCAGUUUAUUGAUGGACUGUCAUAUCUUGUCUCCCAGAAUCUCCAGCAUACGUCACUGGAUUGUUCCAGCAUACUAAUGAGCCUCGAAGGGGAGAUUCAAAUUGCACGGAUCGAUUGUUGGACUGUUCGACCACCAGGAAGGGUCCAAGCAGACGAUUUAGCGCCUAUAGCGCGAGUAAUGAUGCAGCUUAUGCAGAAAUAUGCCAAGGAUGACGGGGCGGUUGGGAUUGACAAUCUUGAUCGCUGGCAGAAGUGCCCAGCUGCUAUUGAAUUCCUCUCGGCGACGACGUCAGCUGGCUCGUUUGAAGACUUGAAAAAGCAUCUUCUGUCGGAAGUCCGUUGGUCUCCUAGUGACCUAAUUGGUAUUGCAUGGUUUGCCUUGAUAUCUGCACGCACCUUUUACUCGUACACACCUCCUUCGGAUGCGGAAACAUAGAGCACAUAUGUGGCUAGAGAUGCUCCUGUACCUAAGAGAGGGUAAAUACUUUCUACAGGGC